AUGACGUCGAUGCUGAUGCUCUUAGUAGCAACUGGGACAUGCCAGCCUCAUCUCUCCAGGCGUAUACAAAAUGCUUUAGGACAACCGCAACAUAAGAACGCGGAGAUAUUAGUUGCAAGGGAAUAUAUCCGGUUCUACAAACAAGAAGAAGACAGCGACAAGACGCUACUAAAGUUUUCCAAGCUUAACUUCAAAUUCCUACAGCUACAGUACCUUCAAGAACUCAAAGACCUCUCGAAAUGGUACAAGGAGAAAGAAUUUGAAUCUAAGUUGCCACCUUACUACAGAGACAGACUUGUGGAACUGCACCUCGUUACGCUACCAUUCUUUGAGCCAAAAUACUCACGUGUGAGGAUUAUGGUAACUAAGCUGUUCGUUGUUCAAAUAAUUCUUGAUGACACAUGUGACAGAUAUGCUUCUCUUCGUGAAGUUGAAAGUCUCGGCAAUGCAAUCGAAAGGAGGUUUUGGCACGGCGACUACACUACUACAAAGUUUGCAAUAAUUUUGGAAGUUUGA
Molecule: messenger RNA, 516 nt
Organism: Brassica napus (rape)
Lineage: Eukaryota; Viridiplantae; Streptophyta; Magnoliopsida; Brassicales; Brassicaceae
Product: terpenoid synthase 28-like
Exons: 3
Coding region: 1-516 (171 amino acids)
Molecular function (GO): terpene synthase activity; magnesium ion binding
Source: RefSeq, a predicted model, not a curated record